CAAUUUCAAAAAGUACAUUGCCAUUGCUGCAGGGAGCUGCGAGCACCACCAUGGCGCCGCGCAGGAGCACUCGCUCUACCCGCGCAAACGAUGCCAAAGACAAGGAGAAACAGGCAGAGGAGGUUGUUGUGCAGCCAGAACAGGAAGCCGUUCCAGAGGUUGCACCACAAGCGGAGAAAGCGGAUGACGACGAAAGCAUUGCCCUGCUCCCAGUCAUGGACGAUAGGGCAGGAGCUGAGAGCGUUAUACCGCCUGCAGUAGCGAGUGAAGAAGUAGGCACGGGUGAUCUGAAGGAAGAGAAGGUAGAAGCAAAGCCAGAAGAGGAGGUAGAAGCGAAGCCGGAAGAGAAGGUUGAAGCAAAGCCAGAAGAGAAGGUUGAAGCAGAGCCAGAAGUGAUCAAGAGCAAAGUGGAAGAGCCUGUGAAGAGCUCAAGGCACAAGGAAAGUGAGAGAGCGCGGUCUGAGAAGGAGAGCAGCCGGCGGAGGGAAGAUAAAGAGCAUGAGAGCGAGAAGAAGGAUGCGAAACCAAAGGAGAGCGGCAGAGGCCACAGGGAAGGUGGGGAGGAGAGGAAAGAUCGGAGUGGGAGGGACGGGGAUAGGAAAGAGGCAUUAGAAAGAAAGGAGCAGGGGAGAGGCGAUGAGAAGAAGAGGGAAGAGCGAGACAAGGUUGAUCGGUCACGAUCAGAUCAUCCACGGGAAAGUGAGAGGAGGAAGGAUGAUGAGCGGAGGAAGGAAGAGGGUCGCGGCAAGCGGUCUGAGAAGGACGUGGAGACGAAGCGAGAGGACGAGAAGAAGCGACAAGAGGACAGGAGGAAGGAGGAUGAGCGGAGGCGCGAGAGCGAGCGUCAUCGUAGGGAUGGGGACCGGCAUAAGGAUGACCGGAGUAGAAGGGAGGACGAUAGGAGCAAGAAGGAGGAGGAUAAGAGCAAGCGGGAAGAUGACCGCAGCAGGAAAGGCGAGGAGAAGCCUGGGAGGGAUGAGGAAAAGGGGAGGCGGGAAGGGGACAGAAGCAAGAGGGACGAUCCGCCAAAGAGAGACAGAGACGGCGAGAGGAAGAGGGACGCUGAGAAGGAGUCAGCGCCAGUGCCGCUGCCGCCUCCUCCACCCCUGCCACCAAAUGCAGACGUCGAGAAAGUAAACUUGGAUGCUCUCAAGGAGGGGGCGGAAACCGCCAGAGUAAAGGACCCCUCGGCUGAUGAGAAACCCAGAAAAGACGAGAGGGUUGCGAAAGACGGCGAUAGAAGAGGAGACGAGAAGCGGGAGGAUCUCGCAAGGGGACGCUCUGACAAGGACAGGGCCGGACGGCGAUCGGCCCCCCGGGAGAGCGACCGCCACCGCGACCGGGGGCGUUCCGACCGCGACCGAGAGAGGGACCGAGAACGAGAGCGGGAGAGCGGAAGGGAGCGCGAGAGGGACCGCGGCCGCCGGCCCCUCUCCCCUCCCCGCCGGAAACAUCGCAGCCGCUCACGUUCCCUCUCCCCCAGAGACGCGCGCAGGCGGAGCUCUCCUCGGCGGCGCAGCCCCGCCUCCUCACGGCCCGUUAACAAGCGCGCGGGGUACUAUUCCAGCGGCCUGGGGGGGUACUCUCCGAGGAGGCGGAAGAAUGGAGACAGGGAUAGCCCAUCGCUGUCGCCGGACCGGAAGCGGAGCAAGGGGGGGGGGGAGCAUGGGAUCAGCCCCCCCCUGGGAUGGACGCAACGGCGGUUGCACUGUGGCAGCAGCAGAUGGCGAUGGCGCAGCAGAUGGCGGCGGCAGCAGGGGCGAACCCCGAGCAGCCUGCCCAACUUGAACCCCCUCCUAACCGGAAUGGGUUCCGUCCAAAGCCCUGCCGUGACCCGGUCGCAGCGCCGGCUGUACCUGGGUAACCUGCCCCCGACGGUAUCCGAUGGCGAGGUGCUCGAGUUUCUGAAUGCGGCCAUCAUUUCGGGGGGGCAGCAGCACGUCCCCGGCACGAGGCCUGUUGCAGCAGUGCAGCUAACCCUGGACAAGGGUUUCGGGUUUGCCGACUUCACCCACCCGGAGGACGCCACCAUCGGCACUUUGCUCGAUGGUAUCGUCCUUCACGGAAACGCCCUCAAGAUCCGGCGGCCCCGGGACUAUGUCCCGCCACCCACCGAGUUGCUCGCAGCAACUGCUGGCGCGAUGCCUGCCGUAGCGGGGGCGGUUGGUCUCCCCGGGCAGCCGGCUGUGGCUGCGCCAGGCACUGUGACCACUGCCAGCUCCAUCCCCCUGGCAGCUAUUCCCCAGAGCAUCGUCCCGGGCUACAUCUCCACGGACGUGCCGGACGGUCCAAAUAAGAUCUUCCUGGGCAACAUCCAUCCGUCGAUCACAGUCGAGAAGCUGCGCGAGAUCUUGACCGCGUUCGGGCAGCUGAAGCACUACGUCAUGAAGUACAACAAGAACGUGAAGCCCUUCAAAGUGUACGCGUUCCUUGAGUACAUGGAUUCCGCUGUGACCCCCCAGGCGAUCGCGGGCCUCAGCGGGCUGAUGCUGGCGCGGAAGCCGCUGGUGACGGCAUAUGCCACGCCCACGGUGCAGCUGGGCGGCGCGGAGGGCAAGGAGCCCACGUACGCGGUCCCGGAGCUCGCCAAGCCGCUGCUGGAGGAGCCGUCGAAAGUGCUAGAGUUUGCCAACAUUGUGACUCGGGAGGAGUUGCUCACGCUGACGGAAGAGCAAGUUGAGGAGGUCAUCGAAGACAUCACGCUCGAGUGCGCGCGCUUCGGGACCGUCAAGUCCUCGCACGUGCCCAAGCCGGUCCGGACCGCGAAGAAAGAAGAAGCGGGCGAUACGAAGGAUACCAUUGUCAAGAUGGAGAGCGAUGCCGAUGCAAAGCCAGGUUUGUUGCAGAACGGCGGGGCGGUAACGGUGAAAACGGAGCCCAUGGACGAGGAUGAGAAGACGGAAGAUGAAAAGAAAGAAGACGAGAAGAUGGAAGAAGACGGGAAAGCGGAGGAGGACGGGAAAGCGGCGGAGGACGGGAAAGUGGAGGAUGACGUCGAAGAGGACGAUGACAAGAAGCGGGUUGUGUUGUUGGGCGACGCGGGCGCAGGCGUCAAGAAAGAGGAGGAGUUUAUAAGCGUGGAGGAUCCGGAGGGCGUCGGGAAGAUCUUCGUGGAGUUCUCGCGGGAGGAGUCGGCGGUGAAAGCUGCGCAAGCGUUGCACAACCGGGUGUUCAACGGCAAGCGCGUGGCGGUCGGGUAUCUGCCGGUCAAGCUGUAUCAGAAGCUGUACGGCAAGGGCUUCGGGCUGUCGCACAAGUCGUACGACGAGCGGCAGGAGCUGUCGAUCAAGGUGCAGGACUUCCUGUACGGCCCCGUUUAGCGAGGUCUUGGCAUCUUGUCCAACGUGGCCGUGCUAGGCACGUUUGUAGAUCGCAGCAGGUGUCGUCUUGUUUGCGGUCUGGACUUGCAAAACUAGGCGGACUCUGGCUGUCGUGAAGACGACUUCAAAGAAGUAGGAAGCCCGCCUAAGAAUCCUGGAUCAAGGUGUGGAUGCUGCAUCCUCAGGCCUUUGUUGGUGAAUAGGCCUUGUUGGUGAAUAGGCCUGAUUGGCCUGCAG
Molecule: messenger RNA, 3557 nt
Organism: Klebsormidium nitens
Lineage: Eukaryota; Viridiplantae; Streptophyta; Klebsormidiophyceae; Klebsormidiales; Klebsormidiaceae
Source: the annotation of a GenBank genome assembly